GCGCGCCUCCGACUCUAACCAGCGUGAGAUUCCCCCUCUCUCCUCAUAACCGACACGAGUGUUCAUCCAUCGCCGGUCUCUCCUCCUUCAUUACCUCCUCUCGGCCAUACCAGCAUGCCUUCCAACCAGGAUUUACAAGGCGGGAAAGCCUUCGGGUUGCUCAAAGCACAACAGAGGGAGAAGCUGGACGAAAUCAAUAAGGAGUUUAUGGAAGAUCAGAAGUACCGGGAUGAGGAGGAUUUACCAGAGAAGUUGGAUUCUUUUAAAAAUAAAUAUGCAGAGUUUGACCUGAACGAUCAGGGGGAUAUCGACAUGAUGGGCAUGAAACGAAUGAUGGAGAAGUUGGGUGUGCCCAAGACUCACCUGGAGAUGAAGAAAAUGAUCUCGGAGGUGACAGGGGGCGUCAGCGACACCAUCAACUACAGGGACUUUGUGAAAAUGAUGCUUGGCAAGCGAUCAGCUGUUCUCAAACUGGUUAUGAUGUUUGAAGACAAAGCCAACGGAAGCAGCUGUAAACCUGAUGGACCCCCACCCAAACGUGACAUCACCAGCCUACCAUAGAGCAGUGAAGCUACAUUUCGCAAAUCCCGCCCAUUUACCAUUAGGUGCUAGGUUUCUAUAGCCUUACCUAGAAUCUUUUUGCCAAGAUCCAGGGAAAUCUUAGUUCAUAGGUGGGAAAAAAUGAAGGGAAAAAAAGGUGAAAGAUGUCUAUAUAUUUGCUGUGAAGAAGUUGAAGCGCAAAGUAGCUUUUUAUAAGUAAACAAAUGUAUAUAUUUAUAUGAAGCCACAGUUUUUUAUAUAUAUAUAUAUAUAUAUAUAUAGUGUUUACAAGCACAAAUACUGUGGUUGAAGUACUAGUGAAGUGUAGUGUGUAACACUGCGUACAGUGUACUAAGUGUAGUGUGUAUGGGAUGACAAUUUUAGCUUGCAAGAUAGGUUUUAAUUAAGAUUGAGAAUUAAGAUUUUCCGUGUUCCCUUAAAUGUUUUUUUUUUUUUUUUUUUUUUUUUUUCAUUUCAUUUCAAUAUGUUUAUGUUUGCCAUUUCAGUCUAAUCUGCAUUUUGGUAACUCUGCUCACCUUGUCCUAUAGUGUGACAGUAGAUGUGCGUGAGAAUUCAGUUAGUGCUCAGCCAGAAACUUCUUCCCAAGACACGGGGAUUGAGUCUUCAAACUCUGUUUCUUGUCAUCCUGUUUGUUGGUCCAUUGACUGUAAUCUAUAACAUCAUUGUAUUAUAUAAGCAAUACACGCAUAUUGUUCUGACACUUUGAAUCACACUUUUAGGCAAGCUUUUAUACUUGUUCCUGCUUAAACUGGUAAUGAUGUUGUAGGAAGGAGGUGCCACUGAUCACAGCUUUUUAGAUCUUUAGGAGGGUUCGUUUUAGUCACUAUAUCAGAUUAGUUUGAAACCACUCUUUCCAAGUGCCUCACUCAGUUUAAUGUAGCAGAGGUUUUGAGUGAAGAUUGAGUGAAGCAUCUUUGAAAUGGAUUUUGUGUGUGUGUGUGUGUGUGUGUGUGCUUGGAAUUUAUUCUGUCGAGUCGUUUUUGAGACAUUCCAAGAAUGUCGUUGUGUGAUGUAGUCCUUGCUUUGAAAUGUUGUCAUGUUUUUAACCCAAGGAAAAAUGUUGUGGAGUUCUGAUGCAAAUAAUCCAGUAGUGCUUUUGUCCUGUUUUAUUUUCCACUGGCCUCAUCAAGUUUUGUUUGUAAUGUAAGAUGUGCUAUGUAAGACAAAAUGACCUCGAGAGGUUUUUUUUGUUUUGUUUUUUAAUUAAGAGACAAGUCGGCAGUAGCAGUUGUGGCUUUCACUUCCAUUUUAGAUCUGCAAACAAAGCAAGUUUUAUUUGUCUCUCUCACAUCGUUUCUGUAGGUUUUUUUGUCUAUGCCUCUGUUUAAGUUUAUUUCAUUUUCAUUUUCCUCUUAAAAUCAGUGAAGUGUAAAUUGAUGACUGCACUGAAUUGCUAUUUAUUAGAAAUUGAUUUUUAAUGAGAAGUUUUCUGUCAGCAUAUUAAUUAGCAGAGAUUCAUUUUUUUUAUUUUUUUUUGCAAACACCAAAGGAAGUAAAUACCCUACUGUUACACCUGAA
Molecule: messenger RNA, 2079 nt
Organism: Pimephales promelas (fathead minnow)
Lineage: Eukaryota; Metazoa; Chordata; Actinopteri; Cypriniformes; Leuciscidae
Gene: aif1l
Product: allograft inflammatory factor 1 like
Biological process (GO): actin filament bundle assembly; ruffle assembly
Cellular component (GO): ruffle membrane; actin filament
Molecular function (GO): calcium ion binding; actin filament binding
Source: RefSeq, a predicted model, not a curated record